Molecule: messenger RNA, 2224 nt
Organism: Cryptococcus deneoformans JEC21
Lineage: Eukaryota; Fungi; Basidiomycota; Tremellomycetes; Tremellales; Cryptococcaceae
Exons: 5
Coding region: 102-2033 (643 amino acids)
Cellular component (GO): cytosol; nucleus
Molecular function (GO): cysteine-type endopeptidase activity; cysteine-type deubiquitinase activity
Source: RefSeq, a predicted model, not a curated record
CUCAGAUCAGUGGCCGCUUCCUUCAGUGACGGGGAUCUGCAACUGCUGCUGCUAUCCACGUCCACACCUCUGCGCCAUCUACGCCAAAAUAUCCCUCGAAAAUGACCACCGCCUCCCCCUUCCUCUUCCAGUCGUCCCUGCACGACACGGGGCUUAUUCACGAAAUGCUUUCCAACCCGCUCAAAUUCGGGGCUCCUGUUAACAAAAAGAGUUUGGGCUUCGAGGCGGGUAUGAAGGAGGUUGUUUCAGAGCCAGAGUCUCCCAAUCUUGUCAAAAGACAGCUGAAAAACGUAAAUGAUGAGGUGAAGUACGACACGGAAGGAGAACUGGCGGCGAAGGAUAAGUCGCAGAAACAGUUUAAUGGCAAUGCGAAGAACCCCCAAAGGGUGAAUCCGGAGUUCAUAAAUCAAUCAGUAACUCCCCUUUCGCCAGCGAAAUCCCAAAUCCCUGAUACAAAUGAGGGCGACAAUACUCAAGGUCUCUUCCCGUCCACCUUCGACCUUUCUUGGCCAGAAGCCAUUGCCACCGCUAAGCGUGCAGCUGGACUGCAUAAUCCUUCGAUGGCAUGCUAUGCCAAUGCCACUUUGCAGGUCCUGCUGCAUACGCCGCCCGUCCUGAGAAUCGCUUUGACACACGAUGAGGGAAGCUGCUCACAAAUUAAAAAGAAGAAUUUCUGCAUGUUAUGUUCUCUCAAGCACAUGGCUGAAGGAUCGCACUGGUCUGGUCGAAAGGCUUACGCCCCAGGAAUCCACAGAAGCUUGUCGCAAAUCAAGAAGGGCUUCAGCAAGAACAGGCAGGAAGACACCCAUGAGUUCUUCCGGUUUGUCACCGACGCCCUGCAGAACACUGCAUUGGCCAAGCUUCCUAAGGAUACUCCUGAAAAGAUCAAGCACACCUCUUGGGUUUACCGAAUUUGGGGUGGCCGAGUGCGCUCACGUGUUGUUUGUUCACGAUGUAACAACCCGUCAGACACCUUUGAUUCCUUCUUGGAUUUGAGUUUGGAUGUGAACAAGCAGGGCAAGAAAAGCGUGCUUGGGAUGUUGGCUGGCUUCACCAAGGAAGACAGACUCGAGGGAGACAACAAGUAUCAUUGUGAAAGGUGCAAACGUAAAGCCAAUGCCACGAAGAGCUUCAAAAUUGACCAAGCACCUCCCAUCUUGACUCUUCACUUGAAACGGUUCAGUGUCAACUACAAUCCUUACAGUGGCCGAGCUCGAGCAGAAAAAUUUAAUCAGCCCAUCAAAUUUGAACAAACUCUUGAUAUCGCGCCCUAUAUGGUUGACCCUGCGUCUCCCGGUACCAAGUACAGAUUGUUCGGUGUCACCUGCCAUCGUGGUACUGAGCUUCGUUUUGGUCAUUACACUUCCUAUGUCCGAGGUCCUUCCGGUCAAUGGUUCCAUGCCGAUGACGAUGAAGUGUCUCCUGUCCAGUUGGAGCAAGUCUUGAACGACAAGACGGCUUAUCUGUUAAGUUACAUCCGCGUGGACAAUGGGAACGAGGGGCUGUGUGAAUCGCCUGCAGUUAGGGACAGAGUGAAAGGCUUGGUCAACGGGAGUGCAAAGGGUAUGAGAGAUGACGAGUCGGAGAGUCAAUCAGAGGCUGAGUCAAGCUCGCACAAGUCAUCGUCACCGAUCAAGCGUAAAUCCACUUAUGACCCUGAAGACCCACCGCGCAUGAAAAUUGGCGCCUUUGUCAACAACAAGGCCUACGCACCUUCAACAAACAAAUCUGAGUCGCCAUUCUCAGACGGAGAGAACAAAAUGCCCCCCGAACUCCCCAAAUUCGGAUAUAAACCUAAACCCACCAUUCGCGCCCCUGCUCCCGUGGAAGCUUCAUCUUUCUACACUUCCCCUGUCGCUCGACCAUCCAAUUCAUUGGCAGGUAUGAGUAAGAAGGAAAAGAAGAAGUUCAAGCAUAAGGAAAAGGGAAAGCCUAGACAUAGCGCUACGCCAAUGCCCUUCGCCCAAGGAAGGGUGGGUAAUGGUAGAAACAGGCAGCCAGGUGUUCUUUCGAGGAUGAAGGGCAGAGCGUAAAUUGUCGGGGUCUGCAAUGUGGGCGGAAGGAAGUCGUUUUGGGAUAGAUAAUUUGGGACAGGGAACAGGAUUUACUUUGUCUGGCAUCAUAGGGCAGAUCGUUAUUACGGCAGAAGUUGGCAUCGACCAUUGAUUUGUAUAUUACUUCCUUUCUAGAUAACAUGCAUUGUUUCGUGGCUUACCUGAAGACU